UCGCCGCGUGCAGGCCGGUGUCCAGCUGUCCAGGUGUCCAGCUGUCCCGCGUCCAGGCCGAGGAUGUCGGCGCGGCCGCGGCUGCACUACCCCAACGGGCGGGGCCGCAUGGAGUCGGUGCGCUGGGCGCUGGCGGCCGCGGGCGUCGAGUUUGAUGAAGAGUUUCUAGAAACAAAAGAACAGUUGCAGAGGCUGCAGGAUGGAAACCACCUGCUGUUCCAGCAAGUGCCGAUGGUGGAAAUCGAUGGGAUGAAGCUGGUGCAGACACGGAGCAUUCUCCACUACAUCGCAGAGAAGCACCAUCUCUUUGGCAGAGACCUCAAGGAGAGAACCCUGAUCGACAUGUACGUGGAGGGGACGCUGGACCUGCUGGAGCUGCUUAUUAUGCACCCCUUCCUGAAGCCUGACGACCAGCAAAAGGAAGUGGUCAGCAUGGCCCAGAAGGCCAUCGUUCGCUACUUUCCUGUGUUUGAAAAGGUGUUACGAGAGCACGGACAAAGAUUUCUCGUUGGCAAUCAGCUGAGCCUCGCAGAUGUGAUUCUGCUCCAAACCAUUUUGGCUCUAGAAGAGAAAAUUCCGAACAUCCUGUCGGCAUUUCCUCAUCUCCAGGAGUUCUCAGUGAAAAUAAGUAAUGUGCCCACCAUUAAGAAAUUUCUCGAACCCGGUAGCAAGAAGAAGCCCCCUCCUGAUGACAUCUACGUGAGAACCGUCUACAACAUCUUUAUGCCAUAAAAAACGUGUAUUCAUCUGUGAGUGAGAGCUGGUUCCUGCAGACUUCUCUGUCCGCCACACUCUCUUCUUUGAUGCCAAGUUGCUGUGACCCCAGCUCUGUUAUGGUGCUAAGUAUACUCGUCCUUAAGCUGGGUCUUGCAUUUCAAGAAAAUCUCUUUUAGAAACAUUGACAUUUGUGUGUGUAUGUGUGUGUGUGUGAGGGGGUAGGGGGAAGUCCAGCGAUUUUCUGGAAGGUUUUUCCGUAAACUUUUUUGGAGACAUUGACCUUUCGAUGUGAUUACUCAUUCUCGCUGAUUAGAAUGGGCAGGACCUCAUGUUCUUGCCAAGCUUAUUAUUUGAUGCCUCUUUUUAUCAAAACCCUCAUCUUUGGUGUCUGAUAGCAACAAAAUGUCUAGUGACUCACUCUUUUAUCAAUGGUUCUCAAUCUAUGAUAGUCAUGAAUGACGUCAGUAUCAGCAAAAAAUAAAACA
Molecule: messenger RNA, 1202 nt
Organism: Sorex fumeus (smoky shrew)
Lineage: Eukaryota; Metazoa; Chordata; Mammalia; Eulipotyphla; Soricidae
Product: glutathione S-transferase A4
Exons: 7
Coding region: 64-732 (222 amino acids)
Biological process (GO): glutathione metabolic process; xenobiotic metabolic process
Molecular function (GO): glutathione transferase activity
Source: RefSeq, a predicted model, not a curated record